Messenger RNA from Diabrotica virgifera virgifera (western corn rootworm), 520 nucleotides. RefSeq names its product general odorant-binding protein 19a-like. The record is from RefSeq and is a predicted model, not a curated record. Bases 22 to 447 code for a protein of 141 amino acids. NCBI's taxonomy places the organism in Eukaryota, Metazoa, Arthropoda, Insecta, Coleoptera, Chrysomelidae. The transcript has 7 exons. Gene Ontology annotation, molecular function: odorant binding.
GUAACUCAUUCAUUAAUCAAAAUGUGUAAAAUGAAAUGCAUGUGGGUCAUACUAGCGUGCUCUAUUAUUAUGACUACAGGGUUAAAUGAAAAACAAAUGCAAGCUGCUAUAAAAGUUGUUACAAAUGUAUGUUCCCAAAAAGCAAAAGCAACUUUAGAGGAAAUCGAGAAAAUGCACCAUGGAGAUUGGGAAGUGGAUCAUUCUGCCAUGUGCUACAUGUGGUGUGCUUUUAACAUGUACAAAUUGAUGCACAAAAACAACACACUUAACUAUGCUUCAGCUGUGCAACAACUGACUCAGUUACCAGACAGUUAUUACCCAUCUGCAGUAUUGUGUACGGAAAAAUGCAAAGAUGAAGCUAAGACCUUAAACGAUAAAUGCGUUGCCACUUUUGAACUUUCCAAAUGUAUGUACUUCUGCAAUCCUGAGAAGUAUUUCCUUCCCUAAAAUUUACUGGAUACGUGGUCACAGUGUUUAGUAUAAAUUUAGAACGAAAAAAUAAAUAGUCUGUAACCAAAAA